CCAUUUGUCGGUGUCUUGCGUUAGCUUAGUAAACCGCCGCCUUCCACGUUUAAAUGUCUCUUUCUUGCACCUUCCCGAUCGUAAGCCAGCAAAACCAAUGAUGUUGGCUCUGAGUUUUUUAUAGCGACCGGCUCCAGGUUAGCGUCUUUCGCGUCAUCUUCCAAAGCAGCUGGGAAACGUGCGUGUUCAAGGGCUCUGUUGAAAUGACGCUAAGUGGAACCGAUCGAGUGCUACGGGCAUGUCCGCUGCUGCUCGCCAUCUUUAUGGUCACCCUGAGCCCAGUGAAGACAGCGACAGAAACGGACCCCUACAGAAUCCUCGGGGUCAGCAGGGGCGCUAGUCAAGCGGAGAUUAAGAGGGCGUACAAGAGCCUGGCCAAGGAGUGGCAUCCGGAUAAAAACAAGGACCCUAACGCUGAAGACACGUUCAUCAAAAUCUCCAAAUCAUAUGAGAUCCUGUCAAACGAGGAGCGAAGGGCCAACUUUGAUCGUUACGGUCAGACCGAUGAAAACCAGCCGUUCGGACAAUCGCAGCAUCACGGCUUCCGCAACUUCCACAACAGCUUCUACUUUGAUGAGUCGUUCUUUCAUUUUUCCAGGACCAGAGACUUUGCAGACAGCAAGUAUCUGUUUCACCACGCUCAGUUCAAUAGUGAAGUCAUUCCUGAAAGCCACAAGAGGCCCUACCUUAUCAAAGUCAUCUCUGAGUGGUGCUUCGCUUGCGUCCACAUUGAGCCAGUUUGGAAGGAGACCGUGCAGGAGCUGGAGCCUUUGGGCAUUGGGAUCGGCAUCAUAGACUUGGGUUUCGAACGUCGUCUAGCGAGCCAGCUGGGCGUCCACAGGGCCCCUACCAUCAUUGGCCUGGUCAACGGCAGAGCAACCUUCUUCCAUCAGGCUGUGGUUCGUGAGCACCUGCGGCAGUUUGUUGAGGACCUGCUGCCUCAGAAACAGGUGGAAAAGAUCACAGAUGACACUUACUUGUCUUUUCUGGAGAGUUGGAGGGAUGAAAAUAAACCCAGCGUUCUGCUGUUUGAUGUUGUCCCAGCUGUUCCUCUCAUGUACAAGCUGACAGCCUUCUCCUUCCGAGACUAUGUCCGCUUUGGCUAUGUCGACCAGGGAGCGAGCCACAACGUGCGGCUUUUGCGGCAAUUCAACAUCAACACUUAUGCUCCCACGAUGCUUCUGUUCAAGGAGGACACAGUCAACCCUGUCGACAUCAUCCAGGCCAGAGGGAUGAAGCGACAGAUUAUGGAUGAGUUUGUCUCCAACAACAAGUUCCUCCAGGUGCCUCGGCUGGUGAACCAGCAGCUCUUUGAUGAGCUUUGCCCUGUCAAGCAGUUCCACCGACGGAGAAAAUACUGUGUGCUGCUCAUCACAAGUGAAGAUCAGAGCUUUCAGCCUGGGAAUCAAGCUUUCCUUGACUUUGCGAGAGUGAACGUAAAGGAAGUACUUCGGUUCGCGUACGUCUACCAGCGUCAACAGCAGCCGCUCUGCCAAGCGCUUCUCCCCAACCAGGCAGUGCUCUUGCCGCAGGUUGUGAUUCUUGAGCGGCGGAGUCAGGCUGGAAAGGUUCUGUUCCGCUCCGUGGCCGGCGGCUGGAACGGCAGCGAGGAAGAAAAGUACCGUCUACAUGAGCAGCUGGAGCUCCUUCAGAAGGACCCGUCCUAUCUGAGCUCAGACGCCACACUGCCUGAACUCAACAACGAAAGGGCUCCAAUGUUCAUAAUUCGCUGGAUGAAUGCUGCGUAUGAUUAUGUCGUUCAGUCAUAUGAGGACCUCCUCUACUCGAGCGGACGAGAGAUGAUGCCCAUCCUGUCAUUGAUCUUCUCAGCCCUCUUCAUUCUUUUUGGCACAGUCAUAAUCCAAGCGUUCAGUGAGCCGGGUGAGAGCAAACCCCAGCGUUCCAAGCCGAAGGAGCAGCCUCCAAGUGAAGAGGAGGCUUCAAACAGGGCUGGGACCUCAAGUCGCCCUCCCAAGAAGGACUUUGUUGAGGUGACGGAGCUGACCGACAUCACCUACAUCAGUAACCUGGUGAAGUUGAGACCUGGACACAUCAAUGUGGUUCUGGUGCUGACCCAUUCCUCCAAGAAUGCACUGCUCAGGAAGUUCGCCAAGGAGGUGUUUUCGUUCUCGGGGACGCAGACGCUCCAUUUCUCCUUCCUCAAUGCGGACAAACAUCACAACUGGAUGCCGUCGCUCCUGCGUUCAGCCUCCUCACAGACCGACGGUCACUCGGCGGAAGACGAGGAGUCCUCCGACUACACCGGUUAUGUUUUAGCUCUCAAUGGCUACAAGAAGUACUUUUCUCUCUUUCGGCCCGUUUUCACGGGAGAGGAUCCCAGCGAGGCCUCGUCCACCUCAGAGACCUCCUUUUCCUCCGACACCCGGCGAAACUCCCGAUCUCGAUCCAGGUCCAGUUCGCACUCACGGUCCCGCUCCCAUUCCAGAGAGGAAGGGAGCGCUUCAAAGAGAGGGUCGGGUCGGACCACCAGCAUAGAAGUGCACCACAAGCUGGACAAGCUGGGCGUGUGGAUGGAGAGGCUGACUGAAGGAUCGCUGCCCAGGCUUCAGGUCCCCUACUGGCCCUCGCUGGAUGCUAACAAAGAAAGCUGAACUCAGAAAGUUGCAGGGUCACUCCGCCCUCCAAAACUCUGCUGCUUUUUGGAGAAGUCAUUUGAUUUUUCCCUGUUUGCUAAUGAGAUGAUUUGUUGCCAGAGGGGAGCUUCGCGCCUUUCUGACAGAACCCUGCUCACAGAUGACAGUUCUGCGACUGCCGUUUUAUUUAGUAAUAACAUAGAGGAACCACAUUGCAGUACGUUUGCUAACAUGAAAACACUCGUAAGAUGUAGGUUACCUCGAAGCCAAUGUUGCUCCAGGAUAAACCCACGUUUUAAAUGAUAAAUAACAAAGGAUUCAAGUCUCAUGCAUGAAAUGAUUAAUUAAGAGAGAAAGCUGCACUGACCUUGUUUUUAGGAUGCUACCUUCUGUUUGCCUUUUUACUUGUGGAAGUGAAAUGUCGCCGCACGACUGCCGAGCGAAACACUGUAAGACGAAAUGUUCCACAAAAAGUUUGGAAAUGUUUAUUUAUUAAAGUGUGUGAUUACAUCGGACAAGUAUUU
Messenger RNA from Synchiropus splendidus (mandarinfish), 3118 nucleotides. RefSeq names its product dnaJ homolog subfamily C member 16-like. NCBI's taxonomy places the organism in Eukaryota, Metazoa, Chordata, Actinopteri, Syngnathiformes, Callionymidae. The record is from RefSeq and is a predicted model, not a curated record. The transcript is spliced from 15 exons. Bases 204 to 2612 code for a protein of 802 amino acids.